AGGCGGUCUUAGGACAGUUUUAGGCAGUCUUAGGCCUGGCUGAUUCAGGCACAGCACUGGGCGGGGGCGCAGGGAUGGGGAAAAUCUCUGCCUCUGAGUCUGCGAUUGCUGGCCAGGACCUGCCCGCGUUGUCUUUCCCUUCAGCCUCCCUGUCUCCACCAUAACCAGGCCUUGGAAUCGCUUGAGGAGUUUUUAGAAAUCUGAGGCCCAGACCAGUUCAAUGAGAACUUCGGGGCUGGUCCGAGGAAUGUGAAUCUCUGGCUGUCUUCAGGCCUGCUCAGUUUAUGUGCCUCUUCCUAGGCCUUGACACCCCGCUCCUGUCCCAGACACCCAGAAUUCUCUGGAAGAUCAGAUCCAGGAGAGUCCAGUCAGAGUCCAGGAGAUCUUGACGCACCCGGCUCUCCACAGCAGCGACGAUGGGUGAGGACGGGGAGGUAUGGAAGCAGGUGUUCCAGGAAUUAAUUCAGGAGCUGAAACCAUGGCACAAAUGGACCUUGACACCAGACAAAGACCUUCUUCCCAACACCCUGCAGCCAGGGUGGUCACAGUACCAGCAGUGGGCCUUCGCCAGGUUCCAGUGCUCCCUGUGCUCUCGUCGUUGGGCCUCUUCCCAAGUUCAGGUCCUUUUCCACAUGCACAAGAGUAAGGGGGAACCCCAGGGCAAGGUGAAGAUGAGGGUCUUUGCCCAGAGGUGUCGGAAGUGCUUUCAGUCUCCAUUUGAGGUUCCCGAGUUCACCACAGAGAACAUCUCAAGGAUCCUGAAUAACUUGGUGUUCCGAAUUCUGAAGAAAUGCUACAGAGAAGAAUUUAAGUCGAUGGAGGAGCUUCCUAUGAUCAAGGAAAUCUCUCUUGAGGGGCCGCAUGACAGUAACAACUGUGAGGCAUGUCUACAGGGCUUUUGUGCUCAGAGUGGGGUGGGUCCAGCCGUGCAGGCACCGGUGUCCCCGGCACUUGCCUCCAUAAGCUCACCUACUUUCGGGACCAUCAUUCCCAUGCCCUCUCCCGCAGGGAGUGGCACCACAGUGGACGCGGUGAACACCCAGGCCAACAAGGGAAAGCCUUUACCCAGACCCUCAUAUGCAGGGCCCACGCAGGCUGCCAGCCUCCCCACCCACUGGAGCCCGAGAGCAAACACCUACCGCCACGUGGAGAGGCGAGUUCAGGUCACCCGCUGGAGUGAGGGACUCUGUUCCCACAUAGCCCCGAAUCCCAGGUGCAGGUAUGGGAAUGUUUGCUGUUUUUGCCUCGUCCUAGUCAUCGUGGUGGUGAUUAUCGUAGAGACUAUUCAGUGGAUCUCAACGUGAUGCCAAGUUCAAAGUCAUGUAGUAUGAUCCCAAGGAUAGGAAAUUUCCAGAAUAGGUAAAUACAGAGACAGGGAGCAGAUUGGUGACUGCCAGGGGCUGUGGGGAAGGGGAUUAAUCUGUACGGGGGCUUUUUUUGGGUGGGGGGAGGUGGUGAGUGGUGAUGAAAAUGUUUGGCCCAAGAUGGAGGAGGUGGUUGUACAGCACUGUGAAUGCGGUAAACGCCAUUGAAUUGUUCAUUUUUAAAUGGUUGAUUUCAUGUGAGCUUUAACAGUUAAUUUCAUGUUAAUUUCACCUCGAUUCAGUGUUACUUAAAAGACACUGAAAUCCUGCUCAUUCUCUGUAGACCGAAAUCAUUAUAGCCCACAGAACCAUCUGGAAAUCUCAGGAGACCCGUGGGUCCUCUCACCAGAGAAGCGUGCCCAGACCCUGUGACAUCAGUCUGUGGAGGCACUUGCUGUGGUUUUCAUUAGGCUGAAAACCUAGGUCUCAAAGCAGUGGUCUCCACAGCAGGGUCCACACAGCUCAGGGGGGACCAAGGUAGCACCACCUGUGUGGUCAAGGUAGGACCAUCUACCCAGGUUGGGGAUAGAACCUUCAAACUCCAUUUUUUGUUUCUUUCUCCUUUACUAUUUCUUGUUGUGUGGCUUAUAAUGUAUGUUGAUGUAUGAGUAGAAUGGUAUUGUGACACAAUGUGUAAAUAAACAAAUAUACACCCA
Molecule: messenger RNA, 2020 nt
Organism: Leopardus geoffroyi (Geoffroy's cat)
Lineage: Eukaryota; Metazoa; Chordata; Mammalia; Carnivora; Felidae
Gene: RTP3
Product: receptor transporter protein 3
Exons: 3
Coding region: 417-1304 (295 amino acids)
Biological process (GO): protein targeting to membrane; detection of chemical stimulus involved in sensory perception of bitter taste; protein insertion into membrane
Cellular component (GO): cytoplasm
Molecular function (GO): olfactory receptor binding
Source: RefSeq, a predicted model, not a curated record